UAUACGUGGACGGACGACGAGUGCUGAUUAUUCGAAUAUAGUCGACUGGGGAAGUGUCGAAUAUCUCGCGCUCACAGAAGGUUUCUUUGUUGCCGCCAAUCGGGACUGUCAUCAGUCAACAAUUGUGCCUCGCACCGAUCGCAUCCACAGAGCUAGACCCUAUACUCAUUAUACAAUAUAUAUAUAAAUUAUACCCAUUGGACUUAGCCGUAAAAUUGGUGAAAUGACUGCAAAUUUGCUUGUGGCGACCCUAAGUCUGUGCCUACUGCAGUCGGGAAUCGCAGAGGGUUUAUCUCUGUCGUUUGGAAACAUCACACUCUUUAAUGUGAACUUCAAGUCGCCCAGCUUUUUGGGUCGCUCAGUAGCCGUGGACAGCAAUCUGCGGAUCGAAAACGACGUGGAUCCCAAUAUACAGGAGGAUUCACAUUUGAAUACUUACAGUCUUAUUAAAAAAUAUGGCUACCCGGCGGAGAAUCAUACCGUGGAGACGGACGAUGGCUAUAUACUCACCCUGCACAGGAUCGCUCGUCCUGGAGCAACUCCAGUGCUCCUCGUACACGGACUACUGGAUAGCUCAGCCACUUGGGUGAUGAUGGGACCCAACAAGGGACUUGGUUACCUGCUCUACGAUCAGGGCUACGACGUCUGGAUGGCCAAUGUGCGGGGCAACACAUACUCGAGGAAGCACGUGAAGUAUAGCACCCACCACGCCAAGUUCUGGGACUUCACCUUCCACGAGAUGGGCAAGCACGAUAUCCCCAGCACCAUUGACUAUAUACUGAACGCCACGGAGGUCAGUCAGCUGCACUACAUCGGCCAUUCCCAGGGCACGGUGGUGUUCUGGAUCAUGGCCAGUGAGCGACCCGAAUAUAUGGACAAGAUCGUCCUGAUGCAGGCCUUAGCCCCAGUGGCCUACCUAAAGCACUGCCGGAGUCCUGUGGUCAACUUCCUGGCCGAGUGGCACCUUUCGGUGAGCUUGGUUCUCAAGAUGAUUGGCGUGCACGAGUUUCUGCCGAAGAAUGAGUUCAUCAGCAUGCUCAAUCGGAUCAUUUGCGACGAGACGACCAUCACGAAGGAGAUCUGUUCGAACGUCAUCUUCCUGACCACCGGAUUCGACAAGCUCCAGCUGAACGAGACGAUGCUCCCGGUGAUCGUGGGUCAUUCUCCGGCCGGAGCUUCCACCAAGCAGAUGCAGCACUUCGGGCAGCUGAACAGGUCGGGGGCCUUCCGGCAGUACGACUAUGGAUGGCUGAGGAACCACUGGCGUUACGGCACCAUCGAGCCGCCCAAUUACCAACUGGAGAAUGUCAGGGCCAAGGUGGCCCUGUACUACGGACAAAACGACUGGCUGGCCCCACCGGAGGAUGUGGAAAUGCUGCACAGGGAACUGCCCAAUGUGGUGGAAAAGUAUCUGGUGGAAGACAAGGAGUUCAACCACCUAGAUUUCAUCUGGGGCAUCGAUGCCAGGGAACUGCUGUGGGACCGAAUGUUGGAGAACAUGAGAAAUCAUGAGAAUUCUAUUAUCUAAAGGGGUAUAAUAUAACAAAAUAGUUUUAAUUUAAUUAUUCACAGUAUGUUAUGCGUUAGUGCGAUUUAUAGAUAGGUAUUUAUUAUGUUGUAGAAAUUAAAGAGAGGUUCCAAUGAAGAAAUACAAUAAAAUACAAUACAAAUACAAUACUAUUACUUAAAA
Drosophila rhopaloa is the source of this 1690-nucleotide messenger RNA. Its product is annotated as lipase 3. The transcript is spliced from 4 exons. The record is from RefSeq and is a predicted model, not a curated record. The coding region runs from base 224 to 1528 and encodes 434 amino acids. Gene Ontology annotation, molecular function: hydrolase activity, acting on ester bonds. NCBI's taxonomy places the organism in Eukaryota, Metazoa, Arthropoda, Insecta, Diptera, Drosophilidae.